Magnolia sinica is the source of this 633-nucleotide messenger RNA. Its product is annotated as gibberellin 2-beta-dioxygenase 1-like. NCBI's taxonomy places the organism in Eukaryota, Viridiplantae, Streptophyta, Magnoliopsida, Magnoliales, Magnoliaceae. The transcript is spliced from 2 exons. The coding region runs from base 1 to 633 and encodes 210 amino acids. Gene Ontology annotation, biological process: gibberellin catabolic process; response to light stimulus. The record is from RefSeq and is a predicted model, not a curated record.
AUGGUGUCCCAACUAGCAUUAGAUCAGAUUAGUUUUGUAGGAAACCAGAAGCCCAUGUCCAACCCUGGCAUUCCAACCAUAGACCUGUCAAAACCCGAGUCCAAAACUCUUCUUGUGAAAGCCUGUGAAGAGUUUGAAUUCUUCAACCAUGGCAUUCCAUUAGAGUUCAUUGAUAGGUUGGGAGCUGAGGUUGUGAAGUUCUUCUCCUUACCUCAACUUGAGAAGGAAAAAGCUAGCCCUGCUAAUCCGUUUGGGUAUGGAAACAAUAGGAUUGGACCCAAUGGUGAUGUGGGCUGGAUUGAGUAUCUCCUCUUUCAAACCAAUGCCAAUUCCAUUUCUCAGAGAUCUUGGGCCAUUUCUAGAGAAAACCCAGAAAUCUUUUGCUCUGCUGUGAGUGAUUACAUAUCAGCUGUGAAGAAAUUAGCUUGUGGAGUUCUUGAAUCUUUAACUGGAGGGUUGAAGGUUGAACCAAGCUUAACUGGUUUUGGAGAACACAUUGACCCUCAAAUAAUAUUAGUUCUGAGAUCAAACAAUACAUCAGACCUUCAAAUCUCUCUCAGUGAUGGGAGCUGUGUUUCAAUCCCACUUGACCACAACUCCUUUGUCAUUGUUGGUGAUUCCUUGCAGGUAUAA